Messenger RNA from Centruroides sculpturatus (bark scorpion), 1423 nucleotides. RefSeq names its product peroxisomal membrane protein PEX13-like (gene Pex13). Lineage: Eukaryota; Metazoa; Arthropoda; Arachnida; Scorpiones; Buthidae. Bases 160 to 1275 code for a protein of 371 amino acids. Gene Ontology annotation, biological process: protein import into peroxisome matrix, docking. Gene Ontology annotation, molecular function: protein binding. The transcript is spliced from 5 exons. The record is from RefSeq and is a predicted model, not a curated record. Gene Ontology annotation, cellular component: peroxisomal importomer complex; peroxisome; peroxisomal membrane.
CAGAGGGCUAAUUAAGAAGUAUCGUCUGUGACGACUGUGAAAUAUCGUUUUGCGUAAUUUAAAGUACAAGAGAAUUUUUUCCAUAAAAUAUGGAUUAUUGAAUGUAUUAUAUAGAUUAUUCGGCCAUUUAUAAUAAGAGGGAAGACUAUAAUAUAUAAAAUGACAUCUCCAUUAAAACCUUGGGAAAUGAAUCGACAAAACAUGGGACAUUUUUCCAAAGAUCAGUGGAGUAAUAAUCGUCCAUUGAUGAAUUCUGAAUUUGCCGGAACUGUUUCAGAUUCGUCACUGAAUGAAAAAGGCCUACCUCCACCAUUGCCACCAAGACCUAUUGAUCGAAAUAAUCAAUAUUCUAGAUAUCAAAGUUACAAUCAUUUUAGUCCAUAUAAUAGUUUCAAUGGUUUAUCUGGUCCUUAUAAUUCUAUGUAUAAUUAUGGAUUUGGUGGUAACAGAUAUGGAUAUAACUAUGACUGUUAUAACAAUUUUUCCGAUAAUAAUAAUAGUUUUAUUCAUAUUGCCGAGGAAAGUUCUCGUCCUGCAUUUCAGUCAAUUGAAUCAUUUGUUCAUGCAGUUGGUUCCGUAAGUAUGAUGUUAGAAUCUACUUAUCAUGCAGUGCAUAGUUCUUUUCGUGCUGUUUUAGGAGUGGCAGAACAUUUUUCUCGACUGCGUAACCAUUUAACUCGCAUAUUAUCUACGCUUGCAAUAAUAAGAACCUUACAGUGGUGUUGUAGAAGAAUUUUAUAUUUACUUGGUUUAAUUAAAGAAAAUCCAGCUGCAGAACAAGCUUGGAACAAUGCUUCGAAAUUGCCAAUGUCAUUGGAUGAGAAUGACAGGAAAAGACCAAAAGCCUCUUGGCCUAUAUUAAUGUAUUUUGCAGUUGUUUUUGGUGCCCCAUGGUUGAUAUGGAAGCUUCUCAAUUCUAUUGCUAGAAAUCCUGAUUCAGAUUCUAAUCACUGGGCAACAAAGAAUGAAGACUAUUACCUAGGAAUAGCACAGUACAAUUUCCAUGCAGAGGAACCCCGAGAAAUAUCAUUUCAGGCAGGACAAGAAUUAGUGUUGGCUCCCAAAAAUUUACAACCAAAAGUCAAGGGCUUGUUAUUAGCAAGUACUGAUGGGAAAAAAGUGGGAUUGGUACCUGCAAAUUACGUAAAAAUUCUCGGAUUCAGGACGGGUUUAAAAUAUCAGAAUCAAAAUAACGAAUUUGUUCAGGUGCAUAGUUCCGAUAAUUCCAAUAGAAAGGAUUCCGAGGUAAAUACAAAUGAUAUGAAUCAAGAUUAAUUUUCUUAAGACUUUGAGUAAACAUACUUUUAUUUAAAGGAAAAUUGUGUGUGGUUUUUGUAAAUUGGUUUAAAUUUGUUUUUACUACAGCUGUAAAAUAUAAGAUGAUAACUUUCUUUGUAUGAAAUUCCUCAAUACUGACUAUAAU